GAAGACUCGUGUCAGCGAGGGAUCAUUUACAGUAUUUCAAGUCAGAAACAUUUCAAAGGGUGAAGAUCUUCAUUUUACACAAAUCUAAAUAAGGUGCUUUGUAGACAUUGAUUAGAAAAUACAGAACGAAAAGGGAGCCUUAUACUACUUUCGCUAAAAUAAUCUGCAAAAUGAGUUCUGAUGAGGAGAAGGGUGAUUCCCAUAGCUUUAUGAGAGCGUCCGACAGGUACCCACGAACACCAAAAUGUGCCAGAUGUCGGAACCACGGAGUGGUGUCUGCACUGAAAGGACACAAGAGGUACUGUCGUUGGAGAGACUGUGUAUGUGCAAAAUGCACUCUUAUAGCUGAAAGACAGAGGGUGAUGGCAGCUCAAGUUGCUUUAAGAAGACAACAGGCCCAGGAGGAAAAUGAGGCUAGGGAAUUGGGGAUGCUAUAUGGACCCAGCGGACUGCUCCAUCUUAAUCCUGAGACUAUAAAUAUGUUUCCAGAAGCCAAGAAAAUUAUCGAAAAAAGUAAAGACGAAGACGAGCCAGCUGCUAAAAGGCAAAAAUUAGAUUCCCUGAGAACCGAAUCUCCUGUUUCCCGCUGUUCUUCUGAAGAUGUUAACGAACGGACACACUCUCCAGUAGAAUCAACAGGGUCCCCUGUUCCAUCACCAAAAAUUGCAGAUUCCCCCUCACCCAACGAGGACAAAUCAGAAUCAUUUUCUAAGUCUCCCUACGAAGAGGGACUUCUUCCUGGCGGUUCCAAGAAGAACCCUAUAGACAUGCUACAAAGAAUUUUUCCACACAUGAAACGAAGUGUUCUUCAGUUGAUUCUUCAAGGAUGCAACGGUGACGUAGUACAAACAAUAGAACAGGUCCUAAGUAAUCAUGGAACUGACCAAUCAGCGACAUCUUCUUCCUCAUCAUCUAGUUCAUUUUUGCCUCAUCCAGGCUUAGUUUCUACCAUGACAAAUUCAUCCUUUAGAUCUGCAUUUUCUCCAAUCUCUACCCUUGCCAAUGCACAUACAUUAAAUUCGAUGAGGUACGCUUGGGGAGGGAUGGGAGGAAGAGGACUUCUUGCGAUGCCUUACCCUCCCGUUUUACCUGGGUUAACACUUGGUGCUGCCUAUUCCAAUUAUAGUAGUUUAAAUUCCUCCUCCAAUGCUUCCAAGCCUUUUCAUUAUGCCAUGUGUCCUUGCUGUACAACAAAACCAUUCUCCUCGUCAAACUCCGAGAAAUCAAGCUGCAUCGCAGAAUAAAAGAAAGACAUCAAGUGUAUCCAUGCUAUAGUGACUGCAUUUAAUGUAUAAAUAACAUUACUCUUUGAUGCAUCAAGUAUUGACAUAGUGAUGUAAAAAAAAUGUUUGUUUUGUUGGAAUUUUUCUUAGUAUUUGUGCUUGUAUUUUUGUUGUCUGAGAAAGAUACAACAUUUAAAUUU
Molecule: messenger RNA, 1423 nt
Organism: Saccostrea echinata
Lineage: Eukaryota; Metazoa; Mollusca; Bivalvia; Ostreida; Ostreidae
Product: doublesex- and mab-3-related transcription factor A2-like
Exons: 2
Coding region: 171-1244 (357 amino acids)
Biological process (GO): sex differentiation; regulation of transcription by RNA polymerase II
Cellular component (GO): nucleus
Molecular function (GO): RNA polymerase II cis-regulatory region sequence-specific DNA binding; ubiquitin binding; DNA-binding transcription factor activity, RNA polymerase II-specific
Source: RefSeq, a predicted model, not a curated record